GAGGUGGGAGACAAGGAAAAGCCGUAACACGGUGCUUCCUCCCCCUGGCUCUGAAGAGGAGGAGUGGGAGGGGAAGCUCCAAAGGCACUUCGGGCGCCGCGCCGCUCCGUGCGGGAGGCUGUGCGGAGCAUCCUCCCGGCAGCUGCAGAGCGGGCCGUGCUCCCCGCUCGCCCGGGGGUGCUUCCCCCGCUCUGCGACCCUCGGGCUCCUGCCGCGCUUCAGCCCAGCGGCUCCUCGGACCAGCCGGCGGCAGGAAUAUGUUUUCCCAAAUCUCACUGCUGCUGCAAAUACAUCAUUUGACAAGCAUGGCUGAGCUUCUGCUUCAGGUCCUUGGGUCACUGCCUUUCUGCUGCAAGCACAUUGUCCAACGGCUGUUUUGAAGGUCCCCAAAGAGAAGGAAAAAUUCUGAAAUGCAGAAAGGCUUAUUUGCUGCCGCAAAUGGGAAUCUGGAAUAACUAUGAAAACCACACUGAAAUAAUUGUGUUUGACUGGAACAAAAUUCUUGCAAAGUCCCCAAGGAUGAGAUUCUGUGCCAAAUCAAUGCUUCUAUCUGACCGGCUCUUUCUGGUCUAUGUGUUAAUGGUCUGCUGUAAAUUGUUGUCUGCCUCUAGCCACCAUCCCCGGGGGCACCCAGGCCAGCACCAAGUCAAGCAAGGGACGUGUGAAGUUGUGGCAGUGCAUCGGUGCUGCAACAAGAACCGGAUUGAGGAGCGGUCGCAAACAGUCAAGUGCUCCUGCUUCCCUGGGCAGGUGGCUGGUACCACAAGGGCUCAGCCCUCGUGUGUGGAAGCUUCCAUUGUCCUGCAGAAGUGGUGGUGUCAUAUGAACCCCUGUUUGGAUGGAGAAGACUGUAAAGUGCUACCAGACUAUUCAGGUAACACGGUAGCAAAGGAUAAACCUGUGGGUCACUACCAGAACAACGGCAUGUGCAACUGUUGCUUGGCUGUUACACAGAGACCCUCUUUUGUGAUGAUGCUAUUGACUUGAUUCUUUGAACUUGCAAAAUUAGUCAGCAAAAAGGACAAUCUUCUGCUCUUUUCCACUGUGGCUGCAGUUCCUGAACCUGGAUUUUGCUAUACAGAAUUGUACAUUUUAAUUUCACAAGAAAAACAACAAGGAGAUUUGGUUCUACCUGAGAUGCAUUUUGUGUUCCCAAGGAUCUGACACCUGGCAGAAGUUCCUAGAAGCACACACCUGAACUGUGGUGCAUCAAGGAUGAGACUUUCUAAAUGACAUUAAAAUAUAUAAAAUUGUUUAAAAUGAGUUUAGAUGAUGAAUGUAACCUAGGGGUCAUAGAAGGCAAAUGGACAUGGAUUAUCUUAUAGGUCUUUUCCAACCUAAAUGAUUCUAUGAUUCCAUGGAUUUAUCUGAAGUACUUCUCACAUACAAGACAACAUAAAAAUACAAAGCUGAUCCCAAUGCUAAGUGAGUUGACAGGACACUGUUAGUAAAUUAUGUCUUAGUGGUUUUUUUGGCUGUGAUGUAACUAUCAAGGCUGUAUGAAGGUGAAAAGAUGGAACUGAUAAAUCAGUAGCAAUUAUUGUAGGGCAUACUUUGGUUCUAUCUGUGCAAUUAGAUUUCUUUCCUUAGAUAGUUCUAGGUAGUUUAACUUUUACAUUCAUAAGUGGUGGCAGGAAUGCAUGAGGAAGGCACAAAAUUUGAAAGUAGACAUAGCUUUUCUUGUUCUAAAAUAAAUCCUUUCUCUAGGGGAAUUACAAAGUAUACAUAUUCCUUGCCUCUUUGAAUCUAGAUAUGGAACAGAAUUUAGCCAUUAGCUAGAAAUAUUCAGAUGCCUCAAAAAAAAGGAAAGCAUGCUUGUACUGCAUGUGGAAGGCUUACUGGAAGGAGGGUAAUUUGUUUGGAUUUUCAUAACUUUGGUUAUAUCCUA
Apus apus (common swift) is the source of this 1888-nucleotide messenger RNA. It is a transcript of the gene TAFA4, whose product is annotated as TAFA chemokine like family member 4. Gene Ontology annotation, molecular function: receptor ligand activity. The transcript has 7 exons. The record is from RefSeq and is a predicted model, not a curated record. Lineage: Eukaryota; Metazoa; Chordata; Aves; Apodiformes; Apodidae. The coding region runs from base 439 to 987 and encodes 182 amino acids.